GCCCCAGUCCUGACUAAAAUAAGCUGCUGAUCUAACCUGAAGGAGCCUGAUCUGCUGGUGUGCAGACUUCCCUGAGAGAGAUCCAGGGGCAGACAGUUCCCUUUACCAGCAGGACACAGUAAGAUCUGACCCAGGACCCUCAAAUUCACCCUCCACGGGAAGAACGCUAAGAAACAGGAAGAACACAAAGAAGAGAGAUGAUUCAGUUAUCAUAUCAAGACUUGGCCAAGCAACGGCAACAGCAAGUGGUCUUAGUGAAUGGAGAUGGCGAGGGAGUGCGUCUGGACCUGGGGCGGAAGAUCAGUGUACCGAAGGACGUGAUGAUGGAGGAACUGCAGCUGAAGACGAACAGAGGCUCACGCAUGUUCCACGAGAGACUAAAGAGAGUGGAUCGGUUCACCGUGGAGAACGCUGCCCACACCACAAAAUCUGGGAGCCAGGCAGGUGAGGCGGGUGCGUCAGGUGCGGCAGGUGGGGCAGGUGAGGCAGGUGAGGCAGGUGAGCACGCCCAGGGGUCAGCAGAAGUAGAUGGCCUGCAGGAGGGGAUGGAGAACGGCCCAGCGGGGAGCCAUGUCUCGGGACCAGCCGGGAAAACCAGCUUGCUGGCAUCUCUGCAGCAGAACAUGUCCAAAAAAACAAGCCCUGACAAACUCGCUCCAGGUUAUUCUGGGCCUCUGAAGGGGGUUCCUCGUGAGAGGUUCAACUUCACCAUCAUCCCGAAGUCCUACCACUGCCCGUGGACGAGGGACAUGAGCAAUAUAAUGCUGGCCACUGUGACGGUCCAACCCCCUGUAGUUCCCCCAAAACCUAAACACUACAAGAGCUUCAACAGAGCCCCGACGCCUUUUGGGGGAGGCAGGAUAACCCCCGCUUUCGAGGACUUUGAGGACUUUGAGGAACCCAACCCGGCCUGGACUCGCAUGUGCCACCGCCCCGACUUCAACCGCGCCCCACGAGGGUGGGGGGAAUCCCCGGAGCUGUCUGGCACACCUCGGUCUUCUUGAAGCGCAUCCGCACGCCCGGGCACCAGCGGAACACCGUGAAGGGCCGCGCGCAGAUCUGCAACAGGCCGUGAAGGCUCCAUCAGUCUCCCGAGGUGCCUCAAGCAAACAGGAACAGCCACACAGCCCAAACAAACAGGGAAACAGCCACACAGUCCAAAGACGAAAACAGCCACACAGCCCAAACAAACAGGGAAACAGCCACACAGCCCAAAGAGGGACACAGCCCAAAGAGGGAAACAGCCACACAGCCCAACCAAAGAGGGACACAGCCCAAAGAGGGAAACCGCCACACAGCCCAAACAAACAGGGGAAAAUGCAUUUCCUUACCUUGCAUUCCUUGCCAUACUUCUCUUUGGUCUAUCAAAACAGAAACAAAUAAAAGGUCAAAACAUUU
This is a messenger RNA of Conger conger (European conger), 1398 nucleotides long. RefSeq names its product myozenin-3-like. The transcript has 7 exons. The coding region runs from base 198 to 1004 and encodes 268 amino acids. Gene Ontology annotation, cellular component: actin cytoskeleton; Z disc. Gene Ontology annotation, molecular function: FATZ binding; telethonin binding; actin binding. NCBI's taxonomy places the organism in Eukaryota, Metazoa, Chordata, Actinopteri, Anguilliformes, Congridae. The record is from RefSeq and is a predicted model, not a curated record.